Ornithorhynchus anatinus (platypus) is the source of this 8416-nucleotide messenger RNA. RefSeq names its product adenosine deaminase RNA specific B1 (gene ADARB1). Gene Ontology annotation, molecular function: double-stranded RNA adenosine deaminase activity; tRNA-specific adenosine deaminase activity; double-stranded RNA binding. The transcript is spliced from 14 exons. NCBI's taxonomy places the organism in Eukaryota, Metazoa, Chordata, Mammalia, Monotremata, Ornithorhynchidae. The record is from RefSeq and is a predicted model, not a curated record. Gene Ontology annotation, cellular component: cytoplasm; nucleolus. The coding region runs from base 999 to 3230 and encodes 743 amino acids. Gene Ontology annotation, biological process: adenosine to inosine editing; RNA processing.
CCUGGGGGUGGGGGAGCGUGCGGGGGAGUGUGCGAGCGGCUUGCAUCGCUCCCGCACCCUCCUCUUCCUCCUCUCCGUCCUGGAGGGCGACGGAUCGGCGGCGGCAGCUGAGCCGGGCCCCAUCCCCGAGGUCUUCAUUCAUAUAAGAUCAUCCACUUUGUUGAAGAAGGUUGAAAUAUUUUUUAACCGCCAAAUUUUAGCUGCUGGUGGAGAAAACGUAGCAACUUCAGCUCCCUCAGUAUCUUGCGAUAAGCACACUGGAUUGGCGAAGUGCGAUGAAGUCCUUGUUGGACAGUUCUUCUGAAUGAGAUGCCAUGAACUCACUGUCACGGACAUCAUCCGUUUCUGAAUGAAGUUGCCAACCCAAUUUCAACAACUGCUUUGGUUAUCUGCUCGGGGGUCUCUUCAGUGACUCGAAAAUCUGACCCGAAUUUGGGGCUCAACUUCCUCCGCGAUCAGUUCAUUGUCGAUUGCUUAAUCUCAGCCCGCGUAAGGAGGCAGCGGGGAGGCAUUUAUUUGCCCGUGGUGCUCAGCUGGAACGCCGGGGCCAAUUAGGUGAAUACUUGGACUCAGGCAGACAACACCCGUUGUGUCUGUGAGGUGAUUGUAACCCUGGCUAAGCAAAAGUAUCCAAAUUGACUGUUGAGACAAGUGAAUUGAAGAAAGCACUUCUGCAAGACAAUACUAACUUCAUCCUCAGAUUGUUUUUAUUUUUCCUGCUUGCUCUAAAGGAACCCAGCCAGAAAACAUUGGGAUUGGACCAGAUAACAUUCUUCUAGUAUUAUCCGUUGGCGUCAAGACGUGUUACCAGCAUAUAUUUUACACAUUUUAUAUUUUGGGAAAUCUGGGCAUCAUCAUUAUUUUCUUCUUCCGAGAAUUCCUUUAUCUCCAUUCUGUGUUUCUUCAGAUACCCGCACACAAGGCACUGAAGUUAAUACAGGACCGAACUGAAUAUCUGGGAAAGCUGCUCAACUACUCCCUAGUGAAUCAGUUUAGGGAUGGAUCGUAGUCGUACAUGUGCAGACCGGCGCCAUGAACGUACGCACAGCCGUUUCUUCGAACAGCGUAUCGUGGUUCAUCCAGAUAGAAGCAAUCUCCUUCAAUCAAGAAACCAACAAAAGUAUUUCACCAUGGAUAUAGACGAUGAAGAAAAUAUGAGUUCCAGCAGCACCGACGUUAAGGAAAACCGCAACUCGGACAACGUCCCUCCCAAGGAGAGCACCGUGCAAAACCCCGGGGAGGGAACCCAACUCUCGAACGGUGCUGGAAGCGGCAGCAGGAAACGCCCCUUGGAGGAGGGCAACAAUGGGCACUCCAAGUACCGUAUCAAAAAGAGGAAGAAAACCCCGGGGCCCGUUUUACCCAAAAAUGCCCUCAUGCAGCUGAAUGAGAUUAAGCCCGGUUUGCAGUACAAGCUUCUUUCCCAGACAGGCCCCGUCCACGCUCCGAUGUUUGUCAUGGCUGUCGAAGUUAAUGGGCAGGCCUUUGAGGGCACUGGCCCCACAAAGAAGAAGGCAAAGCUUCACGCUGCCGAAAAGGCCCUGCGGUCUUUUGUUCAGUUUCCCAACGCGUCGGAGGCGCACCUAGCCAUGGGGAGAACCCUUUCCGUAAACACGGACUUUACGUCUGAUCAGGCAGACUUCCCCGAUACGCUUUUCAAUGGAUUCGAAACUCCUAACCAGACAGACAGUUCCUUUUAUUUGGGUUCCAAUGGAGAUGGGUCUUUUAGCUCCAGUGGGGACUAUAAUCUAUCCUCAGCCACCGUAGCUAGUAGUCUAAUGCAGUCGCCUCUUCCCAUACCUUCACCCUACCCAUCCUCCGGCGGAAAAAACCCCGUCAUGAUCUUGAAUGAGCUGCGGCCCGGGCUGAAGUAUGAGUUUCUCUCCGAAAGCGGGGAGAGCCACGCCAAGAACUUCGUAAUGGCCGUGGCUGUGGACGGUCAGAACUUCGAAGGCUCAGGAAGGAACAAAAAGCUCGCCAAAGCUCGGGCUGCUCAGUCAGCCCUGGCGUCACUUUUCAACAUGCAUUUGGAUCAGACCCCGUCUCGCCAGCCGAUUCCCAGUGAGGGGCUCCAGUUGCAUUUACCACAGGUUCUAGCAGAUGCUGUUGCACGCUUGGUCAUAGAUAAAUUCAGUGAUCUGACUGAUAAUUUUACAUCCCCCCAUGCUCGUAGAAAAGUUCUUGCUGGAAUUGUCAUGACAACAGGUACAGAUGUUAAAGAUGCCCAGGUAAUAAGCGUUUCCACAGGAACGAAAUGCAUUAAUGGCGAAUACAUGAGUGACCGUGGCCUUGCGUUAAAUGACUGCCAUGCAGAAAUAAUAUCUCGUAGAUCCUUGCUUAGAUAUCUUUACACACAGCUUGAUCUCUUCUUAAGUAAUAGAGAUGACCAACACAAAUCUAUUUUCACGAAAUCAGAAAGAAUUGGGUUUAAACUGAAGGACAAUGUCCAGUUUCAUCUAUACAUUAGUACCUCUCCAUGUGGAGAUGCCCGGAUUUUCUCUCCACACGAAGCAAUACAAGAGGAUCAGAGCGACAGACAUCCGAAUCGAAAAGCAAGAGGACAGCUUCGUACAAAAAUAGAAUCUGGUGAAGGGACGAUUCCGGUCAGAUCCACUGCAACCAUCCAGACGUGGGACGGCGUUUUACAGGGAGAAAGACUACUCACUAUGUCAUGCAGUGACAAGAUAGCUAGGUGGAAUGUGGUGGGUAUCCAAGGCUCCUUACUUAGCCUUUUUGUGGAACCAAUUUACUUCUCUAGUAUCAUCUUGGGGAGUUUAUAUCACGGGGACCACCUUUCCAGAGCUGUAUACCAGCGGAUAUCAGAGAUAGAAGAUCUACCACCUCUCUAUACCCUCAACAGACCUUUACUUAGUGGUAUCAGCAAUGCAGAAGCCCGACAGCCAGGCAAAGCUCCGAAUUUCAGCGUGAACUGGACGGUAGGAGACACCAGCCUCGAAGUGAUUAAUGCCACAACUGGUAAAGAUGAAAUGGGUCGCGCCUCUCGCCUUUGUAAGCAUGCUUUGUAUAGUCGUUGGAUGCGCAUUCACGCCAAGCUUUCCUCCAGCCUGCGUUCAAAGAUAAGCAAACCCAACAUGUACCACGAAUCCAAACAGGUAGCUACAGAAUACCAAUCUGCCAAAGAGUGUUUAUUCAAAGCAUUCCUGAAGGCCGGACUCGGAGCCUGGGUGGAAAAACCAAUUGAACAGGAUCAGUUUUCUCUCACAGGCUAAAUGUUGACUGCACAUCGCAACUUUGGAAAAGGGGGUUGUUCUGGAAAUCUUGGUGUCUGGCAUCGUCAUCAUCACCUGGCAUCUCCGCAACGUACAAAACGUUCUUUUAGUUAUCCACUUUGGAAAAUUUAACCAGCAAUUGCUUUCUCAAGAUUUGAAAAUCAAAUGUUGGGUUGAAAUCUGAAGUUUUUGUUCGUUUAACAGAUUCUCAUUACAUGUAUUACUCUAGAAACACCACCUACUGUAUGAAGAUUUACAGUAGAGACUAGAUGUUUAUUUUUAGUCUGAUUUGUUCUAGGUAGAAACCAUCCCCUUCCCGCCCCUCCUCCACUCGUUCCCCUCUCCUCCCUAUAUAAUGCAAUAUAGGCAAAUGCACUAAAAUGUAAAUAAUUGCAUUAGAUUUUACACAGCAUUUUUAGGAUGUAGUUUGAAGUUUUUCUAGAAUGAAGCUACAAAAUUCAUUUCUGCUUGUUGGUUAGCUUUAUCGUGGAGUUCAGAGGAUCAUAGUGAAUAGAUUACAAAGCCAGAAUGGAGUUUGGACAGCUCAGCUUCCCCUACCUCCUGGUCCUUAAAAACCAGCUGCUGAAAAUUCCAUAUCUUUGAUGUAUGUAUUUAUUAGUCUGUGAUCAGUUUUUAACAUGCAGCUCUUUAUUCUGGUUUUCAGUACUUGUCUUUACAUACAUUGUGAAGUCCUUUUUUUUAAGCCAUUGUCAACUGGAAAAAAAAAUAAGUAUUUGUAAGUUAAGCAUAUAAAUCUGUAGUGUACAAAAAUCUGUUUAGUAUUAGCUGAUUUAUCUCUCCCAGGAAUUCAGAGUACAAUCGUAGCGUUUCCAUUACUGUGGCCUCUCUAAGAAUUGGGAAAAUUAAACACAGCUUACUCACAGUAGAAUGAUUUUCAGUCCUCUUUAAAUAAACACCAAGAUCCACCUGAGGAUCAGAGUAUUAUUAAACUGCUUUCUUGGGAACUUCAUAGGACAAACUAUUUGGAAUUAGACUGUUGUGACACAUUAAGGUCACACUAAUCAUGAGUAUGUGAUUGUUGAUAAGUAAAGAAUACGAGGAUAAACGACUUGAGAUCUAGCUGUGUUUGCUCUGGUAAAUAUUGAAAAGGACAUCUUUUAUUUAUUAUUGAAACUAUUUUAUAAGCAUGUUCACAUAGAGCAAACGCAGAAUUGAACUGCAGCAGGGAAAAUAUAACUGAGUCUAUGAAAUUUGCUUGGUAGCAGGUAACUUGAAACUGAAUUGAAGUCCCGAAGGACUGGUGGAACUAAAUGUACCAAACAUAAAUUCCAAAAGGAAUGUAAAGCGUAGCUAAAUCCAGGACAUAACUCGCAAAUCCAUUGCAUUACCUAGACUGAAAAUAUGACAUGCUGCCAAAAUAUUGUUCCUUUUUUUUUAUAAGUGUUUAGUUUAUGAUAGCAGUAACUACCUCAGCACAGAACAUUUCUAUGGAUUAACAGCUUGCUGGAAUUAAGGGUAAGAGGUGAAGAAAACUUUUCUGGCCAGAAGUAAAUUUCAGGAAAUGCAUUGUGUCAUGAUCAUCUUGCUCAAUUACCGGCCUUCCAAAAGAAAGCCAAUUGGAUUUCAAAAAAUAAGAAGCGUUAGCAAUUUUGGACAUGAUUUGUUUAAAUCCCUAGGACAGAUACCGAAUAUGAAACAUGCUACUGUUAGUUCAAAUAAUGUAUGUGUGCUAUUGUCAAAUAUGUUUUUAUUUACCUUAUUUCUCUAAAUGCUUCAUAUUUUCUUCAUUUUAGAGCAAAUUGAAAAUAUUUCAGCUGGCUUAAUUAAGUGCUAGAAUUGUGUCGGUGAACAAUGUAUUUGUUCUGUUCAUAAAGGGGAACUAGUCCCUUAAAGGAGAAAUGGAAACGUCUAUUUUCUCGAAUUAUUUUUUGAGAUUCAUUUGAAAAGACUUUCAGAGAUUGUGCUCUAUUGAGUAAAUCUUUUUUUUGAGUUCAGGGAAUGAGAAGACAGGAAUGAUUUUGCCUGAAACUCUUGAACAAGUAAUAUGUUCAAAAAUAGGGUGUGUUUUAAAUGAAUGAUGAUUUUAGGCUGUUCUGUGAGAGACUUUUAUUUUCUUUUUUCAAAAGAAGUAUCUGAGAGAGAGAGAGAGAGAGAGAGGGAGUGUGUGUGUGUGUGUGUGUGUGUGUGUGUGAGUAAAAUUCAAGUUACUUUUCCAGAAUUAUGUGCAAAAUUGGGUACUUUUACUUCCGUAAAUACUUGGACGCUUGCUAUGGUGUGAGUCCGUUCAGUAGUUUAUAAAAAUGCUAUUUGCUGCUUUGUCCCUUUUCUUAACCAGGCUCUGUCAGUUAUGUUUUGCCAGGUAAAGAGCUGUAUCAGAGAUUCUGCUGUCUCUGACGUCUCCUUUUUCUUUGCAGGUUAGUGUUAUAUGUCAUGUAUAGCUUUUAGCCAACUAAAUUCUGAACAAUCAAAGAUAAAAAUAUACCCAUCAGCAACUUCUGAGGAUAUGGGCUGCCUUUCCUUCUUCCAUCAGACAGUUAGCUGGCCAUUUCUUUGGGCGUUAUCGAAUCCCCGCGGGUUUUGGCCGGCAGCAAUCCGUGAUGCCCACUGAAGGCUAUCCUGAUUUCUUCCCUCUUCCUCAUUCAGAUGAAUGUUCGCCUCAGGAUCGUCACGAAGUUGAAAUCCGAUUCAUUAAGUAGAUGUUAAUACUUGAAAAAGGUAACCCAAGGUUUUCCUCCACUCAGUUCUAGCAUGGUUAAAGACAGUAGUUUAAGAAACCGAGAAUGUUCAGCCUCAGAGGGUCAUGAAGUAUGCUUUUGGGGUGUCAUUUGGAUGACAUGGGUUUGAGCCUGGCGAUAAGACUUGAAGCAUUUGCCUUGUUGCUACACUCAGGAUUAGAUAAGGACAUUAGAAGAGUUUUUCCUGUCCUUCACUAAUGAAGCACACCUUUUAUAGUUCUCUAAGUCAAAUAGGAAGUGGAUCAUUCAUGUUCAUUACAUGUUCUUCCUUUACUCCACACUUCCCAAAGUGGCUUUGUUUCAUAUUUUAUCAUAGUGUUAACAAAGAUUGUCUAAGAAAUGAGGUAGUUGUUCCACCUAGUCGGGGCAUGGAUCAAGUUUUUUUUUUUUUCUUCUUUUCUAUAUCAUGUUUAGAUAACCCGAAAUAUAUUCAAGAUGGACAAAAUAAACAGUUCUAGUGAAUUGGCAAACCUUUUGAUGUUUUUACUCUGGCACUGGUAAGACCCGGAGCUGGUUGCUGCUGAUGUUUUAGAAUUUUAGUUACUCGAUUGGGGUGUGUUUAUGCCAGGAUUACUUUGAAUUUCAGUUCCUUCCACAGCUACCCAGAAUUGCAAGAAUAUCAUAGCUGUAUAUUUUGUAUAAAUGAAUUAUGUCAUCCCGAUUGCAAUGACAGUAUAUGCUUAGUGAGGCAAUAGAAUAUUGAUUAUAGGCUACUAGCCUCAAACACCACAUUUCUUGGGACUCAGUUCAUAUGCACAGUGAAGGAAGGAAUCUGCAAAAAACAAAUUUAAACACUUUUUCUCCUCACCUAUGAGACAAUCAGCCUGUACUUCCCCAGUGAAAGAUGUGAAUCUUGUAAACUCUCAGCCGUGGCUGCCUUGUAACCAUGAUGGAGUUUGCACUGUUGUUAUUUGAAGAUUCUUUCCAGAUUUUUUUUGCCUUUCUACACACUGAAAGGUAUCUGAAUUUCCUUGAUUCCUGUCUCCAAAAUAAGCCGUUGCACUCAAGUAAAGCAAUUGAAGAAGUCAUCCCAUUUUUAUGGGUAAUUGUGUAUAACAAAAAGAUUAUUUUUUUCUAAAAGGGUGUUUUGGGGUGUUUUAAUGGAAAUGGAUGGUAUUUUUAAAAAUUAGGCCCAUUAACUGGAAGCCACAGAAAUAUAUACAAAUGAGUGUCGUGGCCUGACAUGUACUUUCCCCUGUGAGGUGAGAACUAAAAUCAGUAUUAAUCCCCCCGCCCCAUGAAAACUUCCAUUUAUAGACCAGGGUUGGAUUUAAGGAGGGGUGACCCAGGCAUGGAAGACUGUCUCCCUCACCCCUAACCCCCUGAAUUGUAUGCCUGGAUCUACAGAUCUUCAUCUUUCUUCUUUGCUGUGGCCAAGAGCUGGGGCUCUAAAAAUUCUCCUUUCCUGGAAUGCCACUUGAUCUUUGAUCUGAUCGGGGCACUUUAUGCGAGCAGAUAUUGCCUGAAAAAAGAAGUAAAGCAUUUAGCCAUAUCCCUUAAGGUAGACUGUCAUAAUAGGGGGCCAUUCCCCUUAAUUCGAGAAUAUUUGCCUACGGUAACACCCUGCCAUCAGCUGAGAAAGUCCUAGUCAUUUGUCUUACAGACAGAGAGUCCUCUACAGUCCUUAGGAAGUGGCAUCUGCUGGACGCUCCAUCAGCACAUGCAUGGAAAGGAGCAGAGCAGCACAUGGCAUCUGUGCUUCCCCUUCAGCUCUGGGGCUUUAGUCACCCUGGAUAUGAAACCAGGUUGGCAUAGGAGCUGAGUAUUAUCCAGUGCAUGUAGGCAAACCUCCCCCGUCCCCUUGCCUCAGGAAAGACCACAAAUCCUAGAAGUGGAGAGAGAAAGGGAAUAACUGGGGAAAAUGUUUUAACUUAAUGACUGUAGAGUUUCCGGCCUUAUGUAGGAACAGUGGGACUUCCAAACACAGAGCCAACUCAUGCGUUCAGUGGUCCGUCGGUGUGAGGAAACAUACGAUGAGUGGCCCGCGAGUAUAGAGAGCAGAGUGGCAACUCUGUUCCAUGUCAAAUCUCCUCUUGGCUAGCAAGUGGAAUUGUCAACAGCUGACUAGACCCAGAGAAUAAUUGGAAAAAUUUUGUAAGAUUUUAGCCCAGAGAAAUUUCAUGUCUUUCUCCUAACAAACACAUCAGAAGACUUACCCGAAGUGACUUUUUAAUUGAAAUAGAGCUAGUUCUGCCCAAAGUGGAUGUUCCACAGCCCACUGCCGCUUUUUAUGAAAGAUGGAGAUUUAUUGGACCACAUUUUUCAGACCCGAUGGAAGAUUUGGAAUAACUGGGAUUCCAGGUGACGCCGUGGAGGCGGCCACCCCUUUACCUCAUUUUUUUUUCCAUUUUUAGACCUAAGUUUGUACAACACUGCCGUUGAUGAUGAUGUGGACACCGCUGCUCCACUCUCCGGCUAUCCAUCCUGGAUGCUAUGUGAACAACUUUCUGGUUCAUCCUUUUGGCCCCCAUGCUUCCCAAACCUGACUUU